AUGAAGGCCUCCAAAAAGACUAAAUCUCUGAGCAGCCGUGCAGCUGCAGUGAAGCCUCAGAAGGAUGGUUAUCAUCUCCCAUCUCAUGAUGCCCUGGCACAGAUCCUUCCUGGUUACCGGAGCCCCGACAACAAAGCGAAGGCUGAGCUCCAAAAUGCAACCCCACAGCAUCAGAGGAGAGAAGCUACACAGGCCAACAAGCCCAAGAUAAACCAAACAUAUCAUGUGCAUCAUCCACAUAAACGACCCCCACUGCAUGAUUUUGAGGGUGAUCCCAUCAUGGCAGAGAUCAACGACCUCCAAACUAAGGAGUUGGAGAACUAUCGCUCGGCCGUGAGUCGGAUGGCAGAAGACAUCAUAGCACUGAGGACACAGGUGGUGGCGUUGGAGACAGAAAACAGUCGGCUCCGCACCGAUCUGUCUCUGCACCAGGACCUUGGCCGAGAUCUGCUGGAUGACACAGACAUCGCCGUCAUGACCAAAGCUGAGAUUGCUGACCGUAUAGCUUCUCUCAAAUUCAAGCUGGCCAGUGAGACCAGUAAAGGGGUGACGCAGAGAGACAGAAUCCAACAGCUGCAGGAUGAGCUGAUCAAGAAGAACCACAGAGAGAAGGAGCUGAUUAAACUCACCAGAGGUCAGCACCACCAGCAGCAGCAGCACCAGCAAGAAGAUCUGCAGCAUCAGAGUUACGCAGCAAAGAUGGCCACUUUGGAGACAACAGUGAAAAAACAGGAAAAGGUCAUUGAGAAGAUGGAGAGUAAACUCAGAGAGAAGAACAGACCAAGUAUUGACAAGGGGCUGGUGGUUGAAAAGCACAGAGGUUCGACUGACUGCAGAACAGAAGAGGUCAUUACAGCACAGACAAAAGAGGUAUCACUCAAGGAGAGACUGAGUCUACUUAAUAAAAUGGAGAUGGCCGAUGCAAGAGUCCAUACACUGGAGGCUCAGCUGGAGGAGAACUCUAAAGUGUGGGGGAAACAGAAACAGGAAAUGUUGACUAAACUAAAUGAGCAAAGGCACGGCUUCAUCGGAACAUCAUCCUCCACAAUCCUUCAUAAUGUGUCUUCAGUCCGUUGA
Molecule: messenger RNA, 1077 nt
Organism: Limanda limanda (common dab)
Lineage: Eukaryota; Metazoa; Chordata; Actinopteri; Pleuronectiformes; Pleuronectidae
Gene: ccdc33
Product: coiled-coil domain containing 33
Exons: 10
Coding region: 1-1077 (358 amino acids)
Cellular component (GO): peroxisome
Source: RefSeq, a predicted model, not a curated record